GCAAGGGUUGCCUCUGUCUGUUUCUUUUUGCUAAUCCCUAAAUCUUCUGUAAUCGGGAUGACAGGGGAAGAGCAUGCUGCCUGAUUUAGGACCACACACUUAGGACUUGGCUGGAGUGCUAACUGAUCAGACGACCUAACAGGCCAUUGAAAGACAUGGAGGGAGUAGGCAGAGUAGACCUCUAGACAGUUUGGGGAACUUCAACUUAACCACUUUCUCACGAGAGAAGGAGUCCGGUACAACAAGAUGUUCAAAAAGAAAGAGAAAAGAAGAGGACUUUCUGUGGUUGCAUUCAUCUAGGAUGACAAUGGUGUGGAGCAGACAAGACAUUCAUGGCUUCAAGUUCUUCAACAAGCGACGACCCCCACUUGGGCGCUGGCCCACAUGAGGAUUCAGAGAUCACCCCAGAUGAUUCUGACUCUGGAAGUCUCCUUUCUGAUGACUCAGUGCUUCCCAACUUCGAGAGAGAUGACAAGUAUACAGAGCCACCUAAAACACUCUAUGAGGCAUGUGCUCGGAAUGAUCCCACAUCCCUGCAAAGGAUCUUGGAGAGGGGUGUCACCAAGGAAGAGGCCAUGGAGUUGGACAUUAAUGGAAGAAGUGGACUGAUGGUGGCGGUGUGCAAAGGAUUUGUGGACAUUGUCACCAUGCUGCAUGUGUGUCCUCUAAUAGACAUAAACCAUCAAGACAAUGAUGGCAACACUGCCCUGAUGAUCGCUGCCCAAGCCGGCUUUGCCACCAUUCUAAAUUACAUCAUGAACUACUACCCUGGUGUGGACACUGAGGUCAGGGAUCCUCGUGGCUUCACUGCUCUCAUCAAGGCCGGUCUGCAGGGCAGAGAAGACUGUGUGUCGGCCCUGCUAAUGCAUGGCGCAGAUAUGAGUGCAAUGGACCAUGUCCAGGGACGUGGCUUGAAAGAUUGGGUUUUGAGAACCGGACGAUUUGAGACAAUGAACAGAAUACGCCGACUGCAGGCCUUUCCUGUCGCUCAACAGUUUUGUGAGAACUACACUCCUGAGUGGCCUGAUCUUAAGCAGAUAGUGGAAAAAGCAACUGCCCAAAAAACAACAGGUCAGAAACUGAGGCAGUGCUUAAAGGACAGCUUCACUUUCAGCUUCCCUCAGGACCCCCAAGACAAUGGAGUCAUGGACAACAUGGUGCGUAUGACCACAAGCAUCCACAGCCCCCUCAUUGCCACCGGUUGCCACCCACUGUUUCCCAGCAGCCCCCCCGAAAUUGGCAAGCGUCGUUUUGCUGUUCCCGAAUUACUUGACAAGUACAGCAACAAAGAGUUGGAGGAGAGCACCGUGUCACACAGCUACGGCUCCAUUACCUCCCCCUCUCCCAGCGCUGUAUCAGUCGCCUCCGUAUCACUGACCUCCUGCUGCCAGGAGUCAGACCGUAGGCAGAGCAUGCCACCUGGGGGAAUGAGAGCCUUCAUUCCCCGCAGUAUUGCUCACAGGAACAGCAUCUUUCCCGCAGACUGCAUCCCUAAAAUUGAAGUGACCAGAUCUGGCGAGGCUACUCCAAAGAAAGAGAAGAAGAAGAAAAAGCAGACGGGCUACCUGGAGCCUCCAGUAUGGAAAUAUAAGGCGGCCAAGGAGGAGAAGAAGAGGGAAAAUAAGGAAAAGGAGCAAGAGAGAAUGUCAAAUGGUUCUAAACAAAACCAAUCAACGUAAUGCAACAUGGUGUGACUCAGAAGGUAGUGUGGCACUACAGAAUGUUGAGGGUUUCUGGUCACUGCUGCUGUGUCCUUGAGCAAAACACUCCACUCUUAUCCCAGUGCCACACACACUGGUGUAUGAAUGUGAAUUAAUUGUUGGUGCAAGUUGGCAGCCGCAUUCUCGUCAGUCCACCCCAGGGCAGCUGAGGCUACAAAUGUAACUUACCACCAUCAAGGUAUGACUGUGGUGUGCAUUAAUAAUACAUUCUCCAUAAUGCGCUUUUGGUCUCUAUAAAAAGUGCUACAUGAAUGUAAUCCAUUAUUAUUAUUAACACCGACAAAUGUAUGUUUUCUUUACUCACUGUGGUCGUCAUGUGACAUGAGUUGCAGGACAUUGUUAAUGCCUAAUGGGAACAUAUGCAAUAUUGACUGAAUUCACAUGCUCAAUUAAAUGAGCAUUUAAUCAUUUUAAAAAUGUAGUUGUUUGCACUUCCAGGGUAAUUAAUUAAAGUAUACAUUGAGAACAAAAGUAAUGUGUCAUCAAGGCAAAGCAAAACAAUAAAUAACAAAAUGCCUGAUUUUUAAAUGUUCAAACCUGUAUGUCCCCAUAGCAGGUCACAUCAAAAGAAAUUACUCUAACAGUAAAUGACAAAUCCAUUCCUUUUGCCAAAACAUUUUAAUCCCUAAUAUUUAGAACCUAGUUUGAGCACUUUUACUUCCGAAAGUAAAUGGCUUUACUUCUGCAAUAUGUCACAGCCUGGAAUAGAACAUGUACCUUAAAUUACAAGCUUCAAGGUGCUGAUUUGAUUGAUUGAUUGAAACUUGUAUGCAGUACAGUACAUAUUCCGUACAAUUGACCACUUAUUGGUAACACCAGAAUACAUUUUUCAACUGGUUUAAGUCGGGGUCCCCGCUGUUUGCAACUGUCUCACAGUAACAUUUUUCAAAGCAAAAAAAAUAACAAGAACACCGCCAGCUAGCUUGUAUUACCAAUAGUGGUUUGACAGAACACAUUUCUUUGACAAUUGGCUAUAUUUUUAACAAUUCCAAAGUGUAUGUAACAAAAAAGAUUUACCGGCCCGAAACAAAUGAUUGGUGUUAACGGCUCAUCAACACGAAAAGGGCAUAUUAUGAUUUGUUUCUACAUUUAAAACACUUCCUUGUGUUCUACAUAAGAUGUAAUAGUGGUUCUUUGGUUCAAAUUUUGCAUAAAUUAAGUUUUACAGGACAUUUUCAAGCCGCUUUCUGACAGUCUCUUCAGAAUCCACCAAUUUUUGAGCCGUCUAACAUGCCUCUACUUCGACUGUGUUUUCUCCCCAUCAGACAAGUUGCGGUUUUUAGCGCUUCCAUAUCAAGUCUACUGACAGAUAUAAGUUAGAACUGUAAGCUACUUUGUAUUAGAAAUGGCAACAGUGAAGGAUGUAUGUGCAUGUAGUCUCCCCCACAACAAGAGGAUACAGAAAAAGAAGGAACUUAAUGACUACAACGUCGGACAUCUAAGCUCUUCGGGUAAAACUUUACUAUAUAUAGAGAUAUCAGCUGAUGUUACUAAUGGGAAUAGCGUCACAAUUGGGGCAAACUCAAAACGACUCGUUUGGAGGAAGUAUAAACGAAGUCAAGAUUAUUUUAUAAAUAUCUACGCCAUGCCUAACAGGUCGCCUUUAAGUUAGGCACUCUUCAGUUGGGAUAUUACCUGUACUGCAUAACAUAAAAAGUAGCUUUCUCUCUGUAUGCUAUAUGCUGUGUAUGCUAUAUGUAGCACUAGCGUCUACCAGAUGCCUUUUAUAUGUAUUUGAAUUUUUGAAUUUUUAUGAAUUACUCAGGGGUUGAGCUGGACUCAUGAUUCUCUUUUCUGUUUACAAGUUGUCCUCCAAUACAAUGUGAACAAUUCUAUGCUUCCAACGUUGUAAAAUAAAAAAUAGACAGCUUGACAAAA
Nerophis lumbriciformis (worm pipefish) is the source of this 3599-nucleotide messenger RNA. RefSeq names its product ankyrin repeat domain 33Aa (gene ankrd33aa). Gene Ontology annotation, molecular function: protein binding. The record is from RefSeq and is a predicted model, not a curated record. Lineage: Eukaryota; Metazoa; Chordata; Actinopteri; Syngnathiformes; Syngnathidae.